This is a messenger RNA of Globicephala melas (long-finned pilot whale), 1343 nucleotides long. It is a transcript of the gene ING1, whose product is annotated as inhibitor of growth family member 1. Gene Ontology annotation, biological process: positive regulation of DNA-templated transcription. The record is from RefSeq and is a predicted model, not a curated record. NCBI's taxonomy places the organism in Eukaryota, Metazoa, Chordata, Mammalia, Artiodactyla, Delphinidae. Gene Ontology annotation, cellular component: nucleus.
GGGAGGAGGGAGGAGGUCGAGUUGAUUUGAAUGUCUUCGGGUCUCUUGGCCUCCGCCGUCGCAUUGGCCAUUGGUGUAGCUAGGGCGGGCUGUGUUCUCUGGUCCUGCGUUGUGAUUGGUGCCUCGCCUGGCCUCCGCCCUCCGGCCCGGCGAUCCCCAUAGGCAGUGGUUCCAGGGGCGGGGCGCGCCGCCGGCUGAUCACCUCCCCAUUGGCGGGGAUCGGCUUGGCCCCGCCCCCACGGACGUGAUGCUGGUCACUUCAGUCGCGGGGCAAUGGCGGCGCCCGGGGGACAGGGCGAGGCCGGUAAUCCUUGCUGCCGGGGCUGCCGAGGGCGCAGUCGGGCCUCCAGCCCGGGCCCCGAGGACCCGCGGGUGCGGCUGCGUGGAGCGGGGGCAGCAAAUCCUGAAGGAACUGGAUGAGUAUUACGAGAAGUUCAAGCGGGAGACGGACGGCACCCAGAGGAGGAGAGUGCUGCACUGCAUUCAGAGGGCCCUGAUUCGGAGCCAGGAGCUGGGCGACGAGAAGAUCCAGAUCGUGAGUCAGAUGGUGGAGCUGGUGGAGAACCGGGCCAGGCAGGUGGACAGUCACGUGGAACUCUUUGAGGCACAUCAAGAGGUCAGUGACACCACUGGCCACAGCAAAGCUGGCCAGGAUAAGUCAAAAACUGAGACAGUCGCGCAGGCAGAAAAGCCUAACAGCAAGCGGUCCCGGCGACAGCGCAACAACGAGAAUCGGGAAAACGCAGCUAAUAAUCACGACCAUGAUGACAUCACCUCCGGAACGCCUAAGGAGAAGAAGGCGAAGGCCUCCAAGAAGAAGAAACGCUCCAAGGCCAAAGCCGAGAGGGAAGCAUCCCCUGCAGACCUUCCCAUUGACCCGAACGAGCCCACGUACUGUCUGUGCAAUCAGGUCUCCUAUGGAGAGAUGAUCGGCUGUGACAAUGACGAGUGCCCCAUCGAGUGGUUCCACUUCUCCUGCGUGGGGCUGAACCAUAAACCCAAGGGCAAGUGGUACUGCCCCAAAUGUCGAGGGGAGAACGAGAAGACCAUGGACAAGGCCCUGGAGAAGUCCAAAAAGGAGCGGGCCUACAACAGGUAGUGGCGGGCCUGGCUGGACCGAGGCGAGCAGGGCGAGCCGUGUAUUUAUGGCAUCGCCAUCUGGACGGGCGCAGGGACUGCACGUGUAGCCUUCUGAAGACUGUUGGAAGAGGAGCUGCUCCUCUCGUGGGAUGACCGGGGUUCUCUUUGCUUUUCCGUUGGUGCACAUGUGUAACGAGAGAGUGGUCUGUGGAUCAGCAUUUUAGAAACUGCAAAUAUAGGUUUGAAUUAAACACUCGAGUGGG